Tachyglossus aculeatus (Australian echidna) is the source of this 1121-nucleotide messenger RNA. It is a transcript of the gene DMAC2, whose product is annotated as distal membrane arm assembly complex 2. The transcript has 6 exons. The record is from RefSeq and is a predicted model, not a curated record. The coding region runs from base 1 to 981 and encodes 326 amino acids. Lineage: Eukaryota; Metazoa; Chordata; Mammalia; Monotremata; Tachyglossidae.
AUGAGGAGUGAGAAGGCGGGGACAUCAACCUAUGACGAGAGGGGGCGGGGAGGAGGAGUGACGCGGAGCCUAUGGGAGCGCGCGCGGCCGGAAGCACGUGACGGACCCAAGAUGGCCGCGCCCUGCCGGGUAGGUGACCGGGGCGCGGGGGGCGGGCGGUGUACGGUGUCGAGCCGAACCGAGCCGAUCCGAGCCGAGCCGAGCGGCCCCCGGCAGCCCCCUUUCCGCCGGGCCCCCGGACCCUGUCUGCUUCUGGGCCGGGGGCUCUUUGGGGUCCCGAGAUGGGGCGGGGUCCGGCCCAGCGGCUCCGUCGCGCCCUCGCACCCGGCCCCGUCCUCUCGGACCCAGCGACUCCUCCAGAAGCUCAGCCUGCACUACUACGACGUGGAAGGCCUGGUGGCCUUGGUCAGCAAGCUGCGACGCUGGAACCUUUAUCGCAAAAACAAGCGCCUCCUGUCCUGGGAGAGUCGGUACGGGCCUAACGUCGCCGCCACCCUCUUCGUCCUGCAGAAGGGAGGGGGUGUCAGGUUUCGGGGUCAGGAGCAGUGGUACCGAGUUGACGCCAAGGGCCGCUUCUGCCGCGAUUUCAUGGACCACCCGGAGAUCCCCGUGGAGGAGGUGGACGUGAGCGGCUCCGUCGUCAACUACUACGGCCUGGACAACUUAGAGCCCCUGAAGGAGCUGAAAGCGCUGCACCUGGCCCGCUGCCCCUACGUCGACGACUGGUGCCUGAGCCGCCUGCACAUAGUAGCCGCCUCUCUGGAGGAGCUGACCCUGGCCGGCUGCCCCCUCGUCACCGAGCGCGGCCUGGCCUGUCUCCACCACCUCGGGAACCUGAGGCGACUGGACAUCUCAGACCUGCCGGCCGUGUCCAACAAGGGUUUAACCCAGAUCCUGGUGGAGGAGAUGCUGCCCCGGUGCCAGGUCGUGGGGGCCGACUAUCGGGACGGGCUGAGGGAGCCCGGACGCCCCGGCCGGUAGCCUUCACCCCCUCCGCUCUCCCUCUCUCUCUCCUCCUCUUCUCCCUCCCUCCCCGUCACCCCAUUUUUGGCCCCCGAGGGCCAGUCAGUCGGGCCCGGGCACUGUACUGGACACCAACAAUAAACCAGUGACACACAGGA